Molecule: messenger RNA, 1362 nt
Organism: Trichomonas vaginalis G3
Lineage: Eukaryota; Parabasalia; Trichomonadida; Trichomonadidae
Product: ubiquitin conjugating enzyme binding
Exons: 1
Coding region: 1-1362 (453 amino acids)
Biological process (GO): positive regulation of proteasomal ubiquitin-dependent protein catabolic process; ubiquitin-dependent protein catabolic process; protein polyubiquitination
Cellular component (GO): cytoplasm; ubiquitin ligase complex
Molecular function (GO): ubiquitin protein ligase activity; ubiquitin conjugating enzyme binding; nucleic acid binding
Source: RefSeq, a predicted model, not a curated record
AUGACUCAGGAUCCUCUUCUUAUUUUCCAUCUUUCAAGAGACCAGAAGCCAAAAUUCAUAAAAAGACAAGACUCGUAUCAAACUGAUGAAGUUUUCUUUUCAAAACUUAAAACAAAAGCACAAAAUGCGGCAAAUGUUCUAAAUAUUCACCCUGACGUGGCUCUUGCAUGCUUACAAUAUGCGAAUUGGAAUGAAGAUAAUCUGAUACUAGAGUUUUCAGAAAAUAGACAAAAGUUUUUAGAAAAAAUCGGAAUCACAGAAGAACAAAGUCAUCAAAACUUAGGAUUACACAAAAGUACAAACAAAGGCAGAACAACAUGUAAUGUUUGUUCAUCCGAAGUAAUAGGUAAAAACAUGUUUUCGCUUGCUUGUGAACAUUAUUUUUGCAAGAAAUGCUGGAAAGCACACAUUGAAACACAGAUGAACAGCGGCAAUCUCUUCAUACAUUGCAUGGAACCCGGUUGUAGAUGUCCACUCUUAAUUACAGAUGUUUUGUUCAUUUGUGGCGAGAAGACAGCCAAAAAGCUUGAAGAACGUAUCUCAUCACUCUCCGCAAGUAUGUCUAAGACAGUCCGUCGUUGUAUCAAUCCUAAAUGCAAUCUUUUAGUCAGUAUGUCCCACAUUUUCAAAGGAAAGAUGGCCGUUUGUAGUUGUGGCUACUACACAUGUUUCGAGUGUGGUAAAGAAGGUCAUUCUCCUCUUCCCUGCAAGUACGUUGAUGAAUGGUUAUCGAAGAAAGACAGAUUAGCAGAAAACUUGAUAAUUAAACGAUCAACGAAACCAUGUCCUGUUUGUGGAGUUCGUAUUGAGAAGAAUGGUGGCUGUAUACACAUGCACUGCUCAAACUGCGACAGUGAUUUCUGUUGGCAAUGCGGCAAACUAUGGGGUGAUCACGAAGGAAAUCCAUAUGAUUGCAUGGACACAUGGGAAAGUAACAAGAAAACUAAGAAUAAUACUAUUGGCGAAGAAGAACUUAAAGAGUCGGAAGAGGCGUUUAUUGCUACUCUUCAAGAUAUAGAUGUUGAUCGUUUACUUCAUGAUGCAUCUAAAGAGAAUCUAGAGAAUGUUUUUAGUAAUGAAUCAAUAGAUCAAAACACAGCAAAAGCUCAGAUCAAAGAAAUUCUUGAUUUGAUCAUUGAAUCGAGAACAGUUUUAGCAUGGUCACAUGCAUAUUCAACAGUUAUCACUGACAAUGGAAUACUGAGAAUAGUAAACAUGUGGAAAAACGAAAUCAAUGUUAAUUUGUCUAAGUUGACAUCAAUUAUUGACCACAAACAUCCAAAGAUACAAAUUCUAACAAAGGUCGUUAAAGAUCUCAAACUUUCUGUCGAUUCUAUGCUUAGACAAGCAGAUUGUCUUUAA